Messenger RNA from Gopherus evgoodei (Goodes thornscrub tortoise), 5826 nucleotides. RefSeq names its product ADP ribosylation factor GTPase activating protein 1 (gene ARFGAP1). The transcript has 15 exons. Gene Ontology annotation, molecular function: GTPase activator activity. Gene Ontology annotation, biological process: regulation of ARF protein signal transduction; regulation of endocytosis. The coding region runs from base 232 to 1530 and encodes 432 amino acids. Gene Ontology annotation, cellular component: Golgi membrane. NCBI's taxonomy places the organism in Eukaryota, Metazoa, Chordata, Testudines, Testudinidae. The record is from RefSeq and is a predicted model, not a curated record.
GUAGCCGGGGCCGGCGGCGGCUGCGCGGUGAGGAGCCGGGGAGCGCGGAAGCCGGGCUGCCCGCUGCCGCAGGAGAGAGGAGAAGCCUCCAUCCUCAUUAGGAAUCUGGCCAUGUUCUGAAACAAUCUUCAAGAAAUGAGCCUGGAUCUAAGUAUCUCUAUUUACAGGUUUCACUGGGAUAUGGAUUAAGAAUCUCUUCCACCUUCUCAUCUUAAGCUUAGUUUCAGAAACAUGGCAAGUCCAAGAACAAGGAAAGUUCUUAAAGAAAUCAGAGUGCAAGAUGAGAACAAUGUCUGUUUUGAGUGUGGUGCAUUUAACCCCCAAUGGGUGAGCGUGACCUAUGGAAUCUGGAUCUGUCUGGAAUGCUCAGGAAAACACAGAGGCUUGGGAGUUCACCUCAGCUUUGUGCGCUCCGUCACUAUGGACAAGUGGAAGGACAUUGAGUUGGAGAAGAUGAAGGCUGGUGGUAAUGGCAAAUUUCGAGAAUUUCUGGAGUCUCAGGAGGAUUAUGAUCCCUGCUGGUCAAUGCAGGAGAAAUACAAUAGCAAAGCUGCAGCUCUCUUUAGAGAUAAGGUGGCUACUUUAGCUGAGGGCAAGGAAUGGUCUCUUGAAACUUCUCCUGCCAGAAACUGGACUCCACCUCAGCCCAAGAUGGCCCUGUCUUCAGCUCAUCGAUCUGCUGGACCAUCCCAGAAUGCAGCUGGUUCUUCCGACAAAGCAUUUGAAGACUGGUUAAACGAUGAUUUCAGCUCCUAUCAAGGUGGCCAAGAGAAUCGCUAUGUGGGAUUUGGGAACACAGUCAACCCUCCGAAAAAGGAUGAUGACUUCCUCAAUAAUGCCAUGUCUUCGCUAUACUCGGGAUGGAGCAGUUUUACAACUGGAGCGAGCAAGUUUGCCUCAGCAGCUAAAGAAGGUGCUACCAAAUUUGGAUCUCAAGCAACUCAAAAGUUUUGGGGCUACAAGCAGCAGCCAGAGCCGGCAUCAGAGUUAGGUCAGAGUUUAAAUGAAAAUGUUCUCAAACCUGCACAGGAAAAGGUGAAAGAGGGAAAAAUGCUUGAUGAGUUCUCCAUGGGGGUAUCUCAUCUGGCCACCAAGGUUCAGGGGGUUGGCAGUAAGGGAUGGCGGGAUGUCACCACUUUCUUUUCCAGCAAAUCAGAUGAUCUUUCUGAAAGACCACCUGAGGGAGACAGCUAUCAGAACAGCGGAGGAGAGGGCUACCAGAACAAUGCUGUAGAUCAAAGCUUCUGGGAAACCUUUGGCAACUCAGACCCACCCAAGGCUCAUAAAUCCCCAAGCAGUGACAGUUGGACCUACGUGGACAAUUCCACAGAGAAGAAGAGCUCAGAUAGCUGGGACGUCUGGGGUUCGGGGACGGUCUCCAACAACAAGAACAGUAACAGCGACAGCUGGGAAAACUGGGAGACCAACUGGGAAAAUGCUGGAGGGAAGAGCAAGACCAAAAAAUCCCCCAAGAAAAUGACAAAAGUGUCUUCAGCAGCUGAUGAUGGGUGGGAUAACCAGAACUGGUAGGCCUCUGUAACCCUGCUUCGCAUGGCGAAGGAAGGAGUCCAUGCUCUCUGAUGAGAGAAGUUUCACACACAACUGGAUUAACAUGGUUGUCCUUGUCGACCUGUUACCCUGUGCUUCCCCUUCAUUCUCCUUUCUUCUGUUCCAGUUUAGAAAAACAAAUAGUUUCUCAGUCUCAUCAUGACCAUAUGAAGAUAUGGCUCUCCCAUCGUAAGGGAUAGUAAUAAAUAUAUUCUCCUCACCAUAGCGCUAUUGGAGCUGGGUAUGCUAAAAUGAGAACUCAGAGGAACAAGUCAGUGCAAGCAUGUUUUCAUGGCACAAUAUUGCAUGUGUAGUUUCUUAGGAUUGCCCCUCCAGUAUUCCUAACUUCUAAUGAAGUUCUAGAGAACAUCUGGGGUGGAGUGAUGCAGAGAAAGGAGGAGAUAUAUUUUCAACAGAUAGCCAGCAAUUGAGCGUGUGAACUGCAGUUGAACAAGUACCAGUUUAAAUGCCUCUCUACUGCUGGGACUGCAUUAAAUCUGGCAGUUAAAAAUAGCCGUUAAGACACUUUUUAUUGAAGCUGUAUUUUUAAACUUUGCAAGGUUUGAGAACUUUUUUUAAACCUUUUUUUCUUAUAGAGAUAAUUCCUAGAUGAGGGGGGAAAAAACCAAAACACAAACUAGAGCUAGAUGAUGAUUAGUAUGUAACUCACCAUUUUGUCAAGCUGACCAUUUAGGAGUGUUCAGAAUGGCACCACUUCUUGCCCUUUGAUUUAGGGAUGUGUACACAGUGCAGAUUUUCUGCAGGUGUAUCAUGCAGAGUGAUAGUAUUUUUCCCUUUUAACUAUGAAGAAGUGUCUUCCUCUUUAGCUUUCUUCCUUCCAGAUUCCUAAUUUCACCUGCUAUGUUUUUGUUAACAUGAAAUCUUCCUCCUCUGCUGCUUGAUCUUUUAUCAGCAUGUGUUGAGCACAACAGCAAUGAAACUUCGGGAAAAUCUAGCGACAGAAAAACAAAAUUGGAGAAGAGAGGGAAAAUAAAAAAUUGUUAAAGAUAGAGACAAGCUAAUUUUGAUGUAUAGAUGAAUAGAACUCUGGAUUUAACAGUGAAACUUAAAUUCAGCAGAUUGAUUAAUCUUCUCUUCAAUUUGUCAAAUAGAAACAAUUCUAUAAUUGUUUAAACCACCUUUUCCUCCACAAUUUCCCUAAUACCUUUUAUAUAAAAAAACAAACAAAAAAAAACUCAGACUCUAGUCAGGUCUGAGUUUUGAUUAUUUUUUUUACCUUCUUUUCAUGAUUUAUAAACCCAUAAUCUUUGAAUGUGGAAAACUAAAAUAGAGGAAUUCAGAUAUUUCCUUUGACGAAGGUGUCUUAUGUUAAGUAUCUGCUGUGAAUGGGAUGUAGAUCUAUUUUUUUAUUGUUACUGUGGUGUAAUGUCAUAAAUAUACAAUAUAAGUGAAUAUUGUAGUUAGAAGUCACUUGAAAACUUCAAAUCAUGGUGCCAUUGGAUAAUACUUCAGAUAUUAGUGUGGAAUUCUGUACCAUGGGUAUUUGUGAACCUUUUGAGAGUAAGAAUAUCUUUGUAUUGACAAGCUGACCAAAUGGUAGCUGAUGCUGAUCGUUUGAUAAGUUUUCUGUCUCAGCUAUUGCUCAGUUUCUGUCAUUCACCCUGGAAAAGGUUCAAAUUUAACCAGUGGAUAUUGGCCAUAAAUUAACUGUCUUCAGCAGCCAGAAAAAAAAAAAAUCAUGAAUUACCCAGAAGUAUUAAUGGUUUCUUGAUUUAUAGUCUAAGUAGUAAUCUCUAUGUUUAUAUUAUGGAGAAAUUUUGAUCUUGCAGGAUUGUUUAUUGUAUUUCUAUCACUAUAGUCUUUCUGAUUAUCAGCUGACUAUUUUUCUGAUCUGUUUUAUCCCCUCUUCCAUGCUGCGCCCCCAUCCUUUAUCUCAAUGGUUUUCUCUUGAUUUAGUACCCUUUCAGUAACCUUUUGGUGGUAUGUUGAGACCCACACCUAACCAGAGUACUUCACGCAAUGCUAGUAAUUAUCCAGAGCUUGCUUGUGCCAGAAUAAUGCAAGGCUUUGUGUGUCACGCUAAAGAAUCCUAGUUGCUGAAUGACCCUUUUUAAAAUGGCAGCAGCACUGCAAGAUCUAAGACGCCAAUGCUUCUUGUGAUAGUGGCACCAUUUUCAAGAACAUUUACAGCCAGAAUCUAUAUGAGUGGUUUUACUGGAAUUUCUUCUUCUGUUUCAGAGAUCUUGUUGUCAUGGCUUGACUGCAUGUUAAACAUGUAACAAUUCUUGUAUUUUAUGCAUACACUUCUGUUACUUGCUCUUCCCUUUCACUUGUCUACUGCCCAGUUUGAAACUAAUGCAUGUACUUUGAAGGCCAUGCUAUGUAAUUUGUAUGUGAAGUGGUAUUGCCCAGUCCUUGACUAGCAAUUAUCUUUUGUGAAGUAUUGCAGUAGUCGUGACAGCAAAAUGCACCUGAUUAGCUGGGUUGCCUGACUUCUGAAGUUGUUUGUCUAAAAUGAUGUGAAGCUGAUUCAGCUUCCUGUGUUCUAUUUUGUUACUGUCUCUUUUCACCAGCUUCCUGAAAUAGCUUUCUGUAAUAGGUUGAGCGAUCUAUCUAAAUAAUUUGAUGUGCAUAUACUAUUGUCCCUAUUCUCCCCACUUUUGUGGUUUGCCUAAUAGGGAAUUGUUUACAUCACACUUGCAGCUAAGAUUGGCUCAACAUAGUUUUUAGGUCUAUACUUGAACAUAGUGAAAAUCAGAGCCCUGACUGAGUAGAACUUCGUAACAGUGGUGUUCUUCCAGUCCAGGAGACAGUGAAGGAAUAGCUUCCUCCUUUGCACUGUUGUGGGGAGACUUAACGUACCCUUACGCUUCCAGAGUGAUAUUGUAGGGUGGUUAAAAAGUAGCAUUGUGAUGGAAGAUACGGAUGGAACAGUAAAACUGGGCCUGUUGCUCAAUCCAAGUGCAUGCAUUUCCCAUUCAUUUUAGCACCACUGAAUCAAAAAUGAAUUGUUUGCUCAUCGAAAUCCAGAUGGUGUAGCAUGUCUUUGAGUAGAGGUGAGAGGAGGAUGAAACUAGGGCAUUUCCUUUGGCCAAUAUUUGUUCUCUUUGGUUUUAGUUUAUUAGCAGCCAUUUGAAAGCUGUUCAGUCAGAGGAGGGCAGUAUCAAAGCCCAGUUCUCAGUGGAAAUGUUUUCUUAUCCUAAAAAACACCCUCACAGCUGGCACUGUUGUAUUCUUGAGACGUACCAGUAACUGAAUGGUGGCACCUCAGCUGCAUAGAUGUAGCCCAGCUCUGAGUUUGAGACACAUUCCCAGGGUAUGCAGGCCUGUAGUGCCCCAGUAUGCUGUGCCUAUUUUGUGGAUAAGCAGGACUUCUGUUUUCAGAACUGUCUUGCACCUUUCACUAGCAUGAAUUCUUUUUUUUUUUUUUUUUAAAUGAAGGGGAGAUGGACACUAGGGAAAUGGUGAUUGGGGAAGUUUUCUAUUUGAUAGUGCAUCUCCCAGGUUAGCCUUUCCAGUGUUUCAGUCUCCAUUUCAUUUAAACUGAUGGAUCUCAUCAAUGGCAUAUUUACAGCACAGAACUUGUAGGGCGUUCAAACUCAGUGCUGUUUGCAAAGGAGCAACACAUCUUAAUUCUUGGUGUUCCCAAACCAGAAACUGGAUCUUUUGCUUCUAGCAUUUAAGAUUUUGAAAUGUUGCUUUCAUUUUGUCUUGAAGCCUGUCACUGGUUACUAAAUUUCAAGAAAUCUUUGGCCAGCUCUCCUUAAUUCUUGAUCUAUACAAUAAUGCUGCUGCUUUUUUCCCGCUCCAAACAUUGUAACAUUCCACAGGUAAAUAAUGUAUUUCAGUGUAAUAAUCUGUGCAAUAAUUUAACAAAUAUGAGUGAAACCUCCUUUGUAUUCUGAUCGAGGAAAUAAGAUUUAAAGAUGCAGUGCCCCUUCUUGAGGUCAAAAUAGCAAUCAACAAAAGUAUGUCAGUAUCCCUGUUGCCUUUGUAAGUGAUCUGAUUUUAAAAUCCCUGGCCAAGGAGGGUUUGUGCAAUCUAGAGCUGAAAUAGAAGUCAAGAAGUGGAAUCUAAUGCCCAUUACUAGAGUGUUGGAUUGUAAUGGCCUACAGUGACCACUUCUGGAGCCAUUUUUGUGCCAGCAGAAGUUUGGUAAAUGCGGGGGGUACUGUAUCUUUAAUUUUCCUUAUGUGUUAUGUGAUGUUAACAGGAAUGGCAAUUUCAGUGAACAAUAUGUUCUAUGGAGUGGUACUGGACUUAAGCUGCAGUGUCCUCUUUUACAAGAGCAUUACAAUAAAGCAAAGAGUAAUGGAA